Messenger RNA from Petromyzon marinus (sea lamprey), 3246 nucleotides. RefSeq names its product TOX high mobility group box family member 4-B-like. Gene Ontology annotation, cellular component: nucleus. Gene Ontology annotation, molecular function: chromatin DNA binding. Gene Ontology annotation, biological process: regulation of transcription by RNA polymerase II. Lineage: Eukaryota; Metazoa; Chordata; Hyperoartia; Petromyzontiformes; Petromyzontidae. The record is from RefSeq and is a predicted model, not a curated record.
CGUUGCCAUUAUCGGCUCGCGCGUUGCUAUCCCGUCUCGGCCACCGUCGCCACCAGCACCACCAUCAGCACCACCACCACCACUACUGCUGCCACUACUGCCACACCAACAGUUGUCGUUAACUCGCUCCACUUGCCCACCCCGAUCGAUCGCCGCGUGUUAACAGCAGCAGCAACAACAACAACAAACUACCACCGUCUUAAUAAUAAUCAUCAUUUAGAUUCAAAUCGCUGUCGGGAAGGCGGGGAGGGAUGGGCUUGGUGGAGGCCGCGCGGUGAGCAGUUGUGACGAGUUCCCACCCAGCGGAGGAUCGACUUAGCGCCCUUGAAUUGCCGAGGACGUUCGCCAAAUGGUCAUUUGCUCGCUCGCGAAUGCUCCGUGAAGCCACUGCCAUCGAAGGGUGCCUGGUGGCAUCACGACCAGCCGGAAUAGCGGUAAUUGUUGCUGCUGCUGCAGUAUCAUCGUCUGAAACACUCAAGAGCAACAGCUCCAGCGGCUGACACGGGGAGGCAGGGCCGGAGGUGGUUCCAUCGCCACCCACACCGCUUUGCCGAUUGGCUUGCGUGGUUUUAGCUCGAAGCCGCUUUUCAAUCUUUGGAGCCCGACACCGGCGGAGGAAUGUUUGGCUCCAAUAACUUCAUGAACAUGUCGGACCCCAGCUUUCUAUCCACCACAGAGACGUUCCACACUCCGAGCCUGGGCGACGAGGACCUGGAGAUUCCCCCCAUGUCGGCGCUGGGCGACCCCUCCGAGGAGCUCGGCCUUCCCGGGGUGGACCCCUCCGCCGUGGACGGCGGAGGGGUCGUCGUCCAGGCCUUCGGGGGCUCUUUGCAGCCCGUGGCCGGCGGGGGCGUCCCCGACAUCGGCAGGACGGCGAUCGGUGGCCAUCCUGGCAGCGGUGCCGGCGGCGUCAUCGGCGGAGACUUCUCGCCGCACUUCCCGCCGGCGCAGGGCCUCGAGCUGCCGAGCCUAGCCAUCGCGGGCGGCCUCCUGUCGGCCGAGCCGGCCCUGCUGGAGGCCACACUGGACAUGGACACAUCCCCGUACGUCCACGCACACAGUCCCCACAUGAGCAUGGCGGGACUCAUACAUCAGCCGCCACAGCUGCAGCUGCAACAGCACCAGCAGCAGCAACAACAGCAUCAACAACAGCAUCAGCAGCAGCCGCAGAGGACCACCCUGCAGCUCCGCUCGCACUCCUUGGCGGGCUCCCACGGGGGGCUGAGUGGGCCGCUUGGGAGCAUGGGCAUCCCGCACGGUCAGCUGACCACCAUUGACCAAUCGCACCUGGGCCUGGGCCACGGCUCGCCGUCGCCACCCAGCAGCAAGUCGCCCACGCCGUCACCGUGCAGCUCGCUGGAGCCCGCCGAGGACCCCGAAGAGGCUGCCCGCGUGGCGCUGGAGAAGAGGCAGCUCGUAGAGCUGCAGCGCAAAGUGAAGCCCAGCAAGCGUAAGAAGAAGAAGGACCCCAACGAGCCCCUGAAACCGCUGUCCGCGUACGCCCUCUUCUUCCGAGACACGCAGGCGGCCAUCAAGGGCCAGAAUGCGAGUGCCACGUUUGGUGAGGUCUCCAAGAUCGUGGCCUCCAUGUGGGACAGCCUCGGGGAGGAGCAGAAACAGGUUUACAAGCGGAAGGCGGAGGCCGCCAAGAAGGACUACCUGAAGGCCCUCGCAGCAUACAAGGACGGCCUCCUGCCUCAGGCCGCCCUGGACCCGACGGACGGCGAGCUUCUCUCCGCGCUGCAGAAAUCCCCCGGCGCCCCUCCGGCCCACAUCGUGCUGGCGCCGGCGGCCACGCCGAUGCCGCCGCCGCUGCAGCCUAUGCCGCAGGUGAUGAUGCGGCCCGUCGUCGCGACUCACGCCAACGCCUCCGGGGGCGGCGGGGGCGCCGGCGCCGGCGUCAUGAUGGCCGGGGCGGGUCCGGCGGGGACCGGCGGGCGGGCGGUCGGGACCUCGUCGGUGUCCGCCAUGGGGAUGCCCCCUCCGCCGCCGCUCAUGAGCGCCCCGCACUACCACCAGCGGCUCGCCGCCCAGCAACAGCAGCAGCAGCAGCAGCAACAGCAGCAGAUGCUGAUGGAGCAGCAGAUAGUUCUGCAGGGCCCCAUGAACCAGCGGCCUCCCUUGGUGGUGCAGCAGCAGCACCAGCAGAUCCACGUGCACUCGCUCGUGAGCGACGACCUGCAGACGGUGCAGGUGACGCCCCUGGUCAGCGACAGUGACGUGGUAAUGGUGAGCGAGCCGAUGGAGGUGCAGAGCGCCGGCGAGGAGCAGGCGGGCGCCGACGGCGGCAUCGGCGGCGCCGGCGUCGACGAGGUGGAGGAGCCGGAGGGCGGGGUGGCGGCGGGCGCCGACGACUCGGCCGCCUCGGCGGAUGACGCGAUGCAGAUCGAGCCCAUGGAGGGCGGCGGCGCCGUGGUGCAGCGCAUGGUGGAGGUGGCGCAGCAGCCUCUGCCGCUAACGCCGGCGGCCGCUGGUCGCGCCGCCACCGAGGCGCCGGUGACCGUGGUGCAGCAGGUGGUGCAGCAGAUGGCGCAGCAGGUGCUGGUGCAGGCGGUGGCGCCCGCCUCCCCGCCCGCCGCCGCCGGCACGGAGAAGUCGCCGGCGCGCGUGGAGUGUCUGCCGGCGCCCUCUCCGCCGCACGCGGUGGUGACGGUGACGGCGGAGGCGGCGGUGUCGCGGUGCGUGCGCACGGGCUGCAACAACCCGUCGGUGGAGAGCGUCGACUGGGACAACGAGUACUGUAGCAGCGAGUGCGUGGUCAGCCACUGCAGGGACGUGUUCAUGGCGUGGGUGGCGGCACGGACCCAGGCCACGACGGCGACGGUCAAGUGACCUCCGGCGGGCCCCCGCCCAGCUCCACGCAACCGGGGGGGGGGUGGGGGAGGGGAGCGACAGUGUGACGCCCGCGAAUCGCGUCGCGCGAUAAAUCACGGCAAACGAUGGCGACGCCAAACAAUAAUCACGUGAUGGUGGUGGUCGGGGGAGGGGCGGCAAGGCCAGGUCUUCAUUUGAACUGGAAAACAUUUCUGCACCCGGCGCACAACAGCACACAGUACCGUAAUACCUCUCUUGUCGUCGUAGCCCCUGCAUCUGGGCACCACUCCAGCCCAUGGGGCCAACCCACCGGUGCAGUUGCAUCGCCUGCACACACUCGACGAUGGAUGACUACGUCGACGAACUGAACGCGGCGGCGGUGGCGAGGCCUCUCGGGCCGUCGUUAGCGUGCGGAUGUCAUCGGCGGUUGCG